AUGGAAGAGCUUUUCUGUCAAAAUGGACUUAGUUAUUUAUUUCUAAAGCCAUGUAUUUUUUUUGUAGGUGUUCCUCUUCUUGAAUUAGUCAACAAACAAGACAAAUGUGUCCUCAAAUGUCCGAAGUAUCGAAAUAUAACUGUUGGCUACAAAAUACGGCCCCGUAGCCAAACUUCGACCGGUGAUAUCAAUUAUAACGUAACUUGUCCUGGAUGUAACGGAGAGAGCCCGGACUUCACUGGCAUUAGGGAUUACAUUCAAUAUAGACGCGUCCUCUGUGAAGGAAACAUUGCAGACACGGGGAUCUACGAAGUGGAAGUCGCAACAGAGUAUGGAAAAGCCUACUCGUCUGUAUAUAUAGAAGUGGAGUUGAAUGAGGGAUUCACGGGUAGGGUCAAGCAACCCUCUGGACCAGGCCAGAUAUUGUUUGACAACAUCGAAAUGAACAGGGGAUACUCCUAUGAUAGCAACACGGGGAUUUUCAAAGCCAAAAGGACUGGUUACUACUCCUUCUACAUGACGGCAAGAACCGAGUCCGAUCGCUAUGUCAUGAUGGAACUUCGGAAGAAUGGCGUCAGGAUGGGUUCCAUAACUAACGAUGUUUUGCCUGCCCACAGCUGGAAUGUUGAAUAUGGGGCGAAUGCUUUAGUGCUGGCCUUGAACAAGGGAGAUGAAAUGACAGUCCACGCCAACGGCACGCUGCAGAGUGGCUCUACUUUAACCUUGUUUUCAUUGCGAACUCUGAUGGAAUCUCCUCAAGAAGCCUUAUAUGCCAGCAUCCCAGACGGCACUGUGGUUCAAGGAGGUCCGUGGCAACCUCUCGCUUAUGAUGACGUACACAUCAACACUGCCCAAACUUUCACAGCGAACACCAAUUAUACCGUGUCUAGCUCCGGAUAUUACGUCAUCAGCAUGACCACCUGUCUCCUGGACUCGGCCAUUCACGCCUCUUACCUCGAUGCCCGUUUUAAGAUGACUCAUUACUCAACCCUAUCUGCUUCCUCUCGAACCUCAAAUUCAUACACAUUUAUGGCCAGAUAUAAUCAGGGUGACGUCAUACAGAACAAGUUCUAUACUUUUAACACGACACGGGUAUCAAAUGAAACUUCUAUUGCAGUGUUCAAGUAUUUUGAUUUGAAUGAAACCAAUGUGGUUGUAGUGACAGCUACUCAAAAGGAAUACUAUUUGUCCUGUGAGCAAGAAUUUUGUAAUCCGUUUGCCAACGGAGCUGUACGUGAAAACUUGGGUUCAGCCUUAGAUCCCGUUUCUGGGGUUUUCACCUCGCCCCGUUCUGAUAUGUACCUCAUUUCCGUCAAUUUGUUUGCAACCCAGGUGGACACCAUUUUUCAGAUACUUGUUGACGGUGAAGUUACAGAUACCUUUCAAAGCGAUGGACCUGCAAAUGAUAACUUCACUAAUGACAGCAAGCUGGUUUUGAUUAAGAGUCUGGAAAACGGUCAGACAUUAGAGGUGAAAAUGAAAGGCCGAACGGUCUUCUAUACCAUGCUCUCCAUUUGGACUCUGACUUCCUGAUUUUAAAACGAGGCCUCAAUUCGCAAAGAGCUUCGUGCAUUGUCAUGUUUUUCGCUUUAUCUAUUGAUGCGACUAUUUUUCCUUUCAAAAUACUGUGGAUGUAGGAGUAUGGCCAAAUUUUAAUCUAACAUAAUUUGAACAAA
Saccostrea cuccullata (small rock oyster) is the source of this 1676-nucleotide messenger RNA. RefSeq lists its product as uncharacterized. Gene Ontology annotation, molecular function: protein binding. The transcript is spliced from 5 exons. The record is from RefSeq and is a predicted model, not a curated record. Lineage: Eukaryota; Metazoa; Mollusca; Bivalvia; Ostreida; Ostreidae. Bases 1 to 1533 code for a protein of 510 amino acids.